Messenger RNA from Triplophysa dalaica, 3039 nucleotides. It is a transcript of the gene oxsr1b, whose product is annotated as oxidative stress responsive kinase 1b. NCBI's taxonomy places the organism in Eukaryota, Metazoa, Chordata, Actinopteri, Cypriniformes, Nemacheilidae. Gene Ontology annotation, molecular function: protein serine/threonine kinase activity; ATP binding. The coding region runs from base 162 to 1778 and encodes 538 amino acids. Gene Ontology annotation, biological process: protein phosphorylation. The transcript is spliced from 19 exons. The record is from RefSeq and is a predicted model, not a curated record.
UUUGGGAAUGAUAGAAAAGGCUGUUGAAGAUAGUCGCAGAGUGAAGCUGGAAUGUUACUGUCUUGCGGGUUGGAAUAACAUUCAUAAUUUGUUUACUGUAAUCGCCAAACUCUAGUCUUUGGAUUCGGUAGGAUAUAAAUAAACGAACGCAAUCCUAAGACAUGUCGGAGGACCUGAGCUCUCAACCCUGGUCCAUCAACAAAGAUGACUAUGAGCUGCAGGAGGUAAUCGGUAGUGGAGCUACAGCUGUGGUUCAGGCUGCCUACUGUGUGCCCAGGAAGGAGAAGGUCGCAAUCAAACGCAUCAAUCUGGAAAAAUGUCAGACCAGCAUGGAUGAGCUCCUGAAAGAGAUUCAGGCAAUGAGCCAGUGUCACCAUCCUAACAUUGUGUCGUACUACACCUCCUUUGUGGUGAAGGAUGAGCUGUGGUUGGUGAUGAAGCUGCUCAGUGGUGGCUCCGUGUUGGACGUUAUCAAGCACAUCAUUUCCAAGGGGGAACACAAGAGCGGUGUGCUGGAUGAGGCUAGUAUAGCUACUGUACUGAAAGAGGUUCUUCAGGGUCUCGAGUACCUUCACAAAAACGGACAGAUUCACAGGGAUCUUAAAGCUGGAAAUAUUCUGUUGGGCGAGGAUGGAUCAGUCCAAAUUGCAGAUUUUGGUGUAAGUGCCUUCUUAGCCACAGGUGGCGACAUGACGAGAAAUAAAGUGCGUAAGACUUUUGUGGGGACACCAUGUUGGAUGGCCCCAGAAGUGAUGGAGCAGGUGAAAGGUUACGACUUCAAAGCAGACAUCUGGAGUUUUGGGAUCACAGCCAUAGAGUUGGCCACAGGCGCUGCGCCUUACCACAAAUACCCUCCUAUGAAGGUGCUGAUGUUGACCCUCCAGAAUGACCCUCCAUGUCUUGAGACCGGCAUCGCGGAUAAAGAGGUGGUGAAGAAAUAUGGCAAAUCCUUGAGGAAGAUGAUCUCGUUGUGUUUGCAGAAGGAACCGGAGAAAAGGCCAACAUCAUUAGAGCUCCUGAAACACAAGUUUUUCCAGAAAGCCAAGAAUAAUGAAUUCCUGAUGGAGAAGUUGCUGCAUAGAGCACCUACAAUAAUAGAGAGAGCAAAAAGGGUACGGAGGGUUCCCGGCUCCAGCGGGAGACUCCAUAAAACGGAAGAUGGCGAGUGGGAAUGGAGCGAUGAUGAACUGGAUGAGGAAAGCGAGGAGGGAAAAGCUGCCGUCGCCGCUUUACGGGAGCAGCAGUCCAAGUCGACAAGGCGACAAGUCCGAUUCUCUCAGCCUCUUGAGCUGCCCCCGCCCAGGUCACCUAGAGUAAAGGAAGGACAGAAUACAGAGAUUUUACAGCCUUUUGGGAGUCAGCUGCAGCCUGAACUACCUCACGGUGCUGGCCAGACUCCGGCUCAACCCAGCACUCAUCAAAACGCACCCACAACGACUCCAUCUCAAGGCCAGCCCACAACUGCAAACCAGGUUCCUGGAACCACGUCACCUAUCAGUUUGGUAUUGAGGUUAAGAAACAUGAAGAAGGAACUGAAUGACAUUCGGUUUGAGUUUAUGCCUGGCAGAGACACAGCAGAUGGGGUUUCUCAAGAGCUGGUGUCCGCUGGCCUGGUAGACGGGAAAGAUUUAGUUAUAGUGGCGGCUAAUUUGCAGAAGAUAGUGGAAGAGCCUCAUUCCAAUAAAAAUCUGACUUUUAAGCUGGCCUCUGGUGUGGAGGGUUCUGAAAUUCCUGAUGAUGUCAAACUCUUGGGAUUCGCCCAGCUCAACAUUAGCUAAACUUCAGCUCUGUGCGGGACCAUGAAUUGCCUACAAAUGUGAAAACAUACCAACAGAAUGACACAUUGAUAUACUUUCCCCUCUCUUCAUUUCCCAAAAGAAACCACUGUUGCCAAAGAGAAAAGCACCAUUGCGCCAACACAAAGGAGUUCAUUAAAUCGCUGAGUUGCACAAGAUGAUAUUUAUCGUUAUUUGUAGGAAUCAAUUAAAAUAAAGUUUACGAUUUAUGCAUACAAGUAUGCAAUUAUCAUCACAACCAGCUAUAACCUUAAUGUUUUUUUUAUAUUUAUAAUUUCUCUUUUUUAACCUCUUUUCCUUUUUCCUUAUUUUGCACAAUCUGAAUGCCCCUUAAAAUGAAAUCUUUUAAAAUGCCUCUAUUAUAAUUACUUGGUGCAUAUGGGGGAGUGAAACACAAUGAAACUUUAUGGUGGAAAUGAGUGACUGUGGUAACAACAGCUACAGCAGUUUUUGCAUGUACCCUUUUCCAAUGCCUUCAAAGAGAAGCAGCUAGUAUAGUUUUUUUUCAGAAAGGGCUUUGUGUGUAUUAUUUAUUUGGGAGAUUUGUUUAAACAAACCAGACACACAUUUAUAAAAUCGUGUUUGAAUCUUGUUUUAAAUCUCAGAGUAUGUAACAUUUUGUCUAUCUUAAACUUUAGACAACACAACUACACUUUCACAAGUACAACAACUUUCUCAGCUCUUGUACAGGAAGUUUUUAUUUUACUGGCUAGUGUCUGUACACUACAAAAGGUUUUAAUUUAGCUAUAAUCCACAUAAAUCUAAUUAAAAAAACAGUUGUAAGAACAGCUGGCCGUUGUACCUUAACAUGCUUUGCCACCCUUUUUUAUUUAAUGUGCGUUUCUAAACUGAGCAUAUUUGCAGAUGUCACUGUCUCAUGCUGCUCUGAAACACUUGCCUUAAUGUUUCUGCAUUUUCACAUCAUCUUUAUUUUUCACAAUACUUUGUGAAUUGUAGUUUUAAAUUUUCGCAACAUUAUCUGUGAAUUUUGCUUAUUUUUAUAGGUAUUUCUCUGUAAGUGAUUUGGAAAAAAGUGAGACAAAAUGAAAUGUUGGUGUGUGGCUUUUUCUGGUCUGGAAUUGAACUCUUUAAGUAUUCAUUUGUAUUUCUGAUGUGGAUAAACUUGAUUGAACUUCUGUAAAUGUAAAUAAUGUAAUUUGGUUUGAUUUUAUAUGGGAUGUUUCACUCAUGGCCUUGAUGUUCUUCAUAAAUGAGGUGAUGGGAGGUGUCAGCUGCACAGACA